CUUCUUUUCUUCCGCCUGGCUGCCAAUCUGAAAGGGAAGACGCCGAAUUGUGGAUGGCAUCCCCCGGUGCCAGCGGUCUAUUCCUCUUCGGGGACACACCUAGUUCAGUCUUCACCACCAUCAUGCUGCUCCCCUCCGUCCAAUGCGUAGGCGGCAGCAAGCUAGAGAGGGAAGUCGACGAGAGGAGACCACGCCCGCCGUUCCCGUGGGACAUUUACAUCGUGGCAGACGCGCGUGGAAUAUCAUCGUGCACCGACGUGCAGCACUCAUCGUCCGCUCUACCAACCAACAAUCCAUGCCCUCCCUCUCUGGGCCCUCUCUUUCGCUCCAUACGCCGGGCCUCUUUUCCAUCGUCCCACGUCCACGGCCCCGAUGCUAUGCCUCAACUCUGUCAUGACGCAUGCUCUUUCACGUCGCGGCUCGUCACUUGGUCGCUUCUUAGGCUCUUUCUCUCUUCCAUGGGCCGGGAUGUUGACGCGCUGUUACAUAACCGCACCCGCUCGGCAUUCAUCAUUGUGGAUUCGGGGAUGGGGACUUCAUCGUCAAGCAGCCUCAUUUUGCGAAUAGCUGCAUUUCCCUUCAGAUUCACGACAGCCUCGACGGAGGAAUCGUACGGCGGCGCUCCGGAUACCGCCUGAGACUUUCUCGACCGGGACCGUUCCAACAAUGUCGG
Colletotrichum phormii is the source of this 673-nucleotide messenger RNA. RefSeq lists its product as uncharacterized. The record is from RefSeq and is a predicted model, not a curated record. Bases 54 to 638 code for a protein of 194 amino acids. Lineage: Eukaryota; Fungi; Ascomycota; Sordariomycetes; Glomerellales; Glomerellaceae. The transcript has a single exon.